This is a messenger RNA of Epinephelus moara (kelp grouper), 1411 nucleotides long. Its product is annotated as ubiquitin carboxyl-terminal hydrolase 37-like. Gene Ontology annotation, biological process: protein deubiquitination; G1/S transition of mitotic cell cycle. NCBI's taxonomy places the organism in Eukaryota, Metazoa, Chordata, Actinopteri, Perciformes, Serranidae. Gene Ontology annotation, molecular function: cysteine-type endopeptidase activity; cysteine-type deubiquitinase activity. The coding region runs from base 94 to 981 and encodes 295 amino acids. The record is from RefSeq and is a predicted model, not a curated record. Gene Ontology annotation, cellular component: cytosol; nucleus. The transcript has 10 exons.
AGCAACGAAACAAAUGACAUCUGGGACACUGAUAGUUCUCUGGAUAGCCCCAUCGACUGCUUCGGAUUUCCAAACAUUGGGCAGACCUGCUAUAUGAACGCAAGCCUGCAGAGUAUCCUUACAUUACAGGACUUCAUUGGGGGCAUCAGUCUCAUGGAGCAGGUGUGGAGCUCAGUACCUGAGGCUCAUCUGAUGAGAAGCUUGAUGAAUGUCAGGGACGUUCAUUCGUCCAUAGACACUCAAGUUAAAAUCCCCUUCCUGCAGUUCUUUAAGGAUGUGGUCUCUGCCCAGGCACCUGACUUCUGGGACACUCUGCAAAAGGAUGCUCAUGAGUUCCUGACUGCAGUCCUGGAACAGAUGAGAGGUCUGGCCCCUCUGCUGCAGGAGACAGCAGCUUUCGUGGGCACACAUUAUACCUGCCCUGUAGAGGAUCACCUGGUGAUCACAAUGGAGAACACCAGGACAUGCAAGAGCUGUGGAGCACAGUCAGUGAGACAGGAGGAGUUCACAAACCUGUCUCUAGACCUCCUCCCUGGAGGCUCUGUGGAGGAGAUGCUCCAGGAGUACCUUAAGGAGACGGAGGUGGAGUUCAGGUGUGACUGUGGAGGGAACACGUCGAGCUGCAGAUCAUCCCUCCUCACUCUGCCACAAGUGCUCAUCCUGCAGCUGAAGAGGUUUCGCUACUCUCCCUUCUUUGAGCUUGAGAAGGUUGAUGACCCCGUCAGGCUGACAAGGGACCUGCCGGUCUCCUCCACACAGGAUGGAGGCUGCUACAGCUUGAUCAGCGCCAUCAGCCAUUUUGGCUCCACAGAAAUGGGACACUACAUCAGCGAAGGCAUCCACCCAGACAACAAUCCGGACGAACCAGAUGAUCAUUGGCUCACCUACAAUGAUUCAAUGGUCUUUGAGACGUCCGGCAACUUAGUCUGUGAGCAGCAGGAGAGGGGUGCUUACAUCCUGUUCUACAAGAGAAUAGUGUAACCCAACUAACGACGUGAUGUCGGACUAAGAGACCUGGACACAGUCAAGACGUGAUGUCGGACUAAGGGAUCUGGAUACACCACACGGAGACAGGAUGACCAUCAUGGAGCCAGGAGACCUGCCGCGGGUAAGUGAGUUUCUAAUCUUGUCUGUUUUCUUGGUGCAGUUGUUCAACGUGACGGUGGACAACUGAUGACCAGGAAAGACGACUGGAGGAUGAACGAAGAAGAUGUCCCGUGGCCAGAAGCAGCUGAUGAUUCCCUUGCCCUUAGGAGGAGGGGCCCCCCCAGAGAGCCUGGUUCCUCCCAAGGUUUCUUCCUCUAGCAGGGAGUUUUUCCUUGCCACUGUCGCCUCACAGUCUCUGGACAGCAGGACAGACCCAACUCAUCUCAUCAGCAUAGACACCACAGUUGUAGAGAUGGUCCUGCAU